Molecule: messenger RNA, 921 nt
Organism: Trichomonas vaginalis G3
Lineage: Eukaryota; Parabasalia; Trichomonadida; Trichomonadidae
Product: ERAD pathway
Exons: 1
Coding region: 1-921 (306 amino acids)
Biological process (GO): ERAD pathway
Cellular component (GO): endoplasmic reticulum membrane
Molecular function (GO): protein binding
Source: RefSeq, a predicted model, not a curated record
AUGGCAAAUUCUUUAUCAUUAACAUUUGGCCUUACACGUCCGAUUACAUUACAUAAUGCAGCAUCAAUUUUGUUAGCUCCAGCAUUCUUUCUAGCUAAUUUGGAAGAUAAAAAUACUCAGUUACAUGUUGAAUUAUCUCGAAUUAAUUCAGAUUUCAAGCUAAGCAACGACAAUGCUAACGAUGAAAAGAAAUACAACUUAAUAAAGCUUCGUGUAAACACAGGUGAUGAAGAAUCAGAAAUAGAUUUAGGAAUCCUUAAAACCAUAGGAAAAUACGGAGCUAAAAUUGACUAUGAAGAAGCCAGACGAAUAUUUGAGAAAUAUCCAAACAAUAAACGUGCAAAUGCUUUUCUUGGAAAAUUAUAUCAUUUUGGAUACGGAGUUGAAAAGAAUAAAUCAAUUGCGAAAGACUAUUACGAGAAGUCAGCUUUCAAGCGUGAUCCAAAUGGCCAAGAAGGACUUUGUUUGCUUAAAUUAGAAAACGAUGAUUUUGAUGUGGUCGAAUGUUUCGAAUCAGCAAUGAAAAUGGGAUCCCCAGAAGCAGCUCUCAAUCUAGGCAUAUUAAACCUCAGAGGCACAAAAACUCUUCCGAAAAACAUCACAAAAGCUUAUGAAUUGUUUAAACCAUUUUUAGGAGAGAAAGUUCCUUUAUCUCUUGUUGCUGUUGCGGAGAUGCUCAUGAGAGGUUCUUACGAGCAUAAUCUAAAACAAGCGCUCGUUUAUCUCUGGGACGUAAUGCAAGGCGGUCCUUGGAACAAUUUAGGAAAAUCUGCUGAAAAUUUCUUCAACAACAAAGAGUAUGAAAAAGCUUUGUUAGCAUGGAUGAUGCUUGGCGAUAUAGGUAUAGAAAGAGCAGCUUAUAAUGCAGGAAUAAUGUUGAUGAACCAUAAAUUGUUUUUUCCCGAAAAGAAAUCCUUUUAA